CGUGGCCUUCUGGCACGAAUUUUUGGUUCCGAAAAUACGAAAUCUGAACGACCCACUACCGAUGAAUCCAGUAACAAAAUUGGAUGUUUUGGUGGCAAAGCCGAAGAUGAUGAUGGGGUAUUCAAAAUUUUCGGCUUGAAUUAUGAAAGAAAAAAAUAG
Molecule: messenger RNA, 159 nt
Organism: Gongylonema pulchrum
Lineage: Eukaryota; Metazoa; Nematoda; Chromadorea; Rhabditida; Gongylonematidae
Source: the annotation of a GenBank genome assembly